UGUAAAUAACAAACAGCUGAAUUUAAAAAUGGUCUAUUUCAGAAAAAUUUUAAAUAGUAUAUUUUUAAUGUGUAUUUACAAUUUUCACUUUGAUACAUCAAAUGCAAAAACGUUUGAAAUUGUCGUGAAAGGAAUCGAUAAAAGUUAUAAGUCUGAGUAUGUAGAUUUUACUGGUAUUAAAAUGCGGAAAUUAGGAAGAGGGAAACAUGUAGUUAAUGGAACUUAUAAAGUUUUAAAAGAUGUGGAUGGUGAAUUAUUAAGGACGAAUGUAAUUACUGCAAAAAGAUUCGGCUCUGCCUAUUUGGUUCAACCAUAUGCAUCUUGGAUGAAUAUUAACAAUUGCAAACAAUACGACGAUGAUAAAUUAUUUGUUCCAUAUUUUUAUCAACAUACAAAUACUCCACGUGGGUGUCCAUCUCCCAAGGGUCAGUGGGAAGUUUGGAAUUUAACUGCAGACCCAAAUUCGAUUCCAAGUGUCCUUCCAUAUGGUGAUUAUAAGAUCACAGUCCAAGCUCUACUAAAUGGUACAGAAGUAUGGAAGGGUGUUUUAGACUUUGUGAUUCAGCCAUCUUUAAAUUAGAAUUAAUUUUAUUAAAGUAAUCCUUAAAAAAUA
Chrysoperla carnea is the source of this 613-nucleotide messenger RNA. RefSeq lists its product as uncharacterized. Lineage: Eukaryota; Metazoa; Arthropoda; Insecta; Neuroptera; Chrysopidae. The transcript is spliced from 4 exons. The record is from RefSeq and is a predicted model, not a curated record. The coding region runs from base 29 to 580 and encodes 183 amino acids.